Selaginella moellendorffii is the source of this 1032-nucleotide messenger RNA. RefSeq lists its product as uncharacterized. The transcript is spliced from 2 exons. NCBI's taxonomy places the organism in Eukaryota, Viridiplantae, Streptophyta, Lycopodiopsida, Selaginellales, Selaginellaceae. The coding region runs from base 108 to 896 and encodes 262 amino acids. The record is from RefSeq and is a predicted model, not a curated record.
GCUUGACAAGUGUUUUUUCUCUCUGUUUGAGCUCUCUCGACAGGUCUUCGCCUUCGAUCCCUCCCUCCAUCCAUCCAUUCCAUCGAGCAAGCAGUAAAGCGAGGAUCAUGUCGGGCUCCACGCUAGCGGCGGGGUCGAGAGUGGCGCCAGGGGGCAGAGCUCACGGCGGUCUCCAGGAGCUCGCCCAGGAGUCGGGCUCGCUGGGCGGGGUCACGGGAUCGCUCCGCGUCAUCCAGCUGCAGCUCGUGGCGUUCAUCGUUGUCUUCUCGGCCAGCGGGUUAGUCCCUCUUUUGGAUCUUGCAUUCCCGGUUUUUGCAUCCUUGUACGCGCUCUUCCUGGGAGCGGUGGUGUUCCCAAACUACCACAGACGCAGGAGCACCGCGCCCGUGUUCAAGGGGAGCCGCCUCUUCCAGCUCUACGUGAUCUUCGGGACUGUGAUUGGCUUGUUCUUGCCGCUGGGCUAUGUUCUAGGGGGAUUUGCAAGGGGUGACCAGGCAUCCGUGCGAGCCGCCACUCCACACCUCUUCCUGCUCUCGGUCCAGAUUCUCAGCGAGAACUUGAUCAGUGGGCUUGCGCUCUUCAGCCUCCCGGUGCGAGCUCUCCUGCCCAUCAUGUACACUGGUCGCCGGCUCAUCGCCUUGUCUUCGUGGGUUCACGUCACCUUGAAGGCGAGUAUACCACCUCAACAUGAUUUCCAGAAAGCUGCGUGGGUGUGGUUUGGACGGAGUUUAGCCAUCGCCAACUACGUGUUCUACUCCGUCAAUCUGCUGGGAUUUUUGAUCCCCCUGUUUUUGCCCAGAGCUUUCGAGCGCUACUUCCAGGACAGGGACGAGUACUACAAAGAGAAGGAGCAAUCGCCCGCCACUGCUCGGGGGCCCGAGAAGAAGUCGCAGUAGAGAGUAUAACCUUGGUCGGUGUCUCUUUUUUUUUCUUAUUUCUCUUCUUGGUUGUAAGCUAGAACUAAGUAAGAACUGGUAGCUAUCUUACUGAUGUUCUCACUAAUUGUCAUCACAUCGCUAAAUUUUUGCUGGA